AUGCUGAGAACGAAGAUUAGAGCCCAUUUAACAACAGCCGCAGUUAUUACAGGAACUAUUGGAUUAGCAUACGGUGUUUUCCAGAUAGCCAUGACUCUCAAGCAAUGGACACGAGCUUCUCCGCGUUUAAUGCAUCAGGAAAUGGAAGAUUACAUGAGGUUCAAAGCACUCAAGGCGGAGUCUCAACAACAACAACCGAAAACUGUCUAA
This is a messenger RNA of Auanema sp. JU1783, 210 nucleotides long. NCBI's taxonomy places the organism in Eukaryota, Metazoa, Nematoda, Chromadorea, Rhabditida, Rhabditidae. The record is from the annotation of a GenBank genome assembly.